GUCGUCUUGGUUACUAGCACCUCCCGUGCUUCGUUAUAGUUACCCGCGUCUCCGACUAGCUGUUAGAGAGCAUUAAGGCGAAGGAGAGUUGAGGAACUGCCUGUUGCCGGGAUAAAUCAGUGCCUGUGACAAGACCAUGGAAAUGAAAGAUGGAAGCUAUGGUUACCCAGCACCUGGGAACCCUACCACAGCAAAUCCAGGUCAUGGAUAUCCACCAUCACAGUACCCUGCCCCUGGUUUUCAGUCACCUGGUUAUCCUGCCCCAGGCGUCCAGGUACCUUAUGGAUAUCAGCCUCCACCUGGAGCUUACCAAGGUGCACCUGGUCAGCCUCCCUAUGGAGCAUAUGUAGGGGUGCCUCCUGUCCAGAACCAGCCAGGUGGCCCCGGAGUCCCUGCAGCAGCUUGGAUGCCUGCACCUCCAACAAUCCCCAACUGUCCACCGGGCCUGGAGUAUCUAAGUCAGAUAGACCAGCUUUUAAUUCACCAGCAAGUUGAGUUGUUAGAAGCCUUGACUGGAUUUGAAACAAACAAUAAAUAUGAAAUAAAAAACAGCUUGGGGCAAAGGGUUUACUUUGCUGCAGAAGAAAACGAUUGCUGCACUAGGAAUUUCUGUGGGCCUGCUCGUUCCUUUGCCAUGACCAUUGUUGACAACACGGGCCGUGAAGUGAUGAAAUUGAUCCGACCGUACAGAUGUUCUUCCUGUUUUUUUCCGUGUUGCUUACAAAAACUUGAAGUGCAGGCUCCUCCAGGUGUCGUAGUUGGUUAUGUAAAACAGAACUGGCAUCCUUGUCUGCCGAAGUUUACCAUCCAGAAUGAGAGAGAAGAAAAUCUGUUAAGAAUCACAGGGCCCUGUAUUCCUUGUAGAUGUUGCUCGGAUGUCAACUUUGAGCUGAAGACUCUUGAUGAAACCUCUACGGUUGGGCGAAUUUCCAAACAGUGGACAGGUCUAAUAAAGGAAUCCUUAACAGAUGCAGACAACUUUGGUGUUCAGUUUCCAAUGGAUCUUGAUGUGAAAGUCAAAGCAGUUGUGCUUGCUGCCUGCUUCCUUAUUGAUUUCAUGUUCUUUGAGCACAGCCAAGAUUGAAGACAACUUUCUGAAGAUACCCAUGAAAGAAGGGCGUGGGUUUUUUUUUUUGUUAAUGAGUUAUGUUUUUACUGGUUUUAACACCUGUACUUUUCAUUUAUAGUAUUUGAAAUUGAUGAAGCAAGGCUAUUUCAAUUUUUCUAGAAACUCAUCUUUGUAAGAGGCUCCAAAUGUUUUAAAUAUCUCCACUUAGUGUUAACAGUCCAACAGGAAUAUUAAUUUUUUUUUUUUGAUCCGUACAUUGUGCUUCCUAAAUUUAUAGAUUAUGAGGGCUGUAUUUGUUUAAUACCCAUCUACAUGCUCUGUUGCGAUGUUGAAGUGCACUAUCCGUGCCAAAUAUAAAGUCUGUAUUUGGAGGAGGGGUUUAUACCUCUUCAGGACCCUCUCCUUCAGGGUGUUUCAUUAGCGCUGUUUGAGCAUCUCGUUAGUGCUUGCAGGGCGGGAGGGGCUCCUGUUUAAGCAGAGCUGCUCAGUAUCGUUUUAUGUGCAGGUAGGGCUCAUUUAGGGGGAAUCUUGGACUGACUCGUUUCAUGUGCAGUAAGGAAGAGGGCCUGUUUAGAGGAGUGUAUCCAGAGCACCACUACUCAUUU
Molecule: messenger RNA, 1674 nt
Organism: Spea bombifrons (plains spadefoot toad)
Lineage: Eukaryota; Metazoa; Chordata; Amphibia; Anura; Pelobatidae
Product: phospholipid scramblase 2-like
Exons: 9
Coding region: 137-1084 (315 amino acids)
Biological process (GO): plasma membrane phospholipid scrambling
Cellular component (GO): plasma membrane
Molecular function (GO): phospholipid scramblase activity
Source: RefSeq, a predicted model, not a curated record